AUGGCACGCUUGCGUCGGCUUAAGUUUGUUGAUUUAAGUUUGAACAUCCCGGAAGAGAUAGGCAAUCUUCACAACCUGUACAUAAAAGAUAAUCAGCUUACGGGUUCUAUACCAUCGACAAUUAUCAAUAUUUCUAGAAUCGAAGUCGUUGCAUUUACAGACAAAAGUUUAUCAGGGAAUCUUCCCAAUGGAUUGAUUCCCAAUUCUCUUGGAUAUUUGACUCAUCUACACUCCCUAAACAACUUGAGUGGAUCGAUUCCUACAUCAAUUCAGAACUUGAGAAACCUUCAGCGUAUGUAUUUUCAGUACAAUAAACUUACUGGAUUUAUUGGAGAUCAUAUAUGUAAAGUGCAGCAUUUGGGUGAUAUUGACUUGGGUCAAAAUCAACUUUCAGUAUCUGUUCCUAAUUGUUUAGGAAAUGUUACUUUCCUUAGAGAGAUACAUAUGGAUUCCAAUAAAUUGAGUUCCAAUAUACCAACAAGCUUAGGAAAUCUUAAAGAUCUAAUGGUUCUUGACUUAUCAUCAAACAACAUGGUUGGUUCUUUACCUCCGGAAAUUGGAAAUCUAAAGGCUGUGAUACAGAUGGCCGAUCUGUCCAUGAAUCAAUUCUCAAAUGGAAUUCAGAAAUUGGAGGAUUGCAAAAUCUGA
This is a messenger RNA of Solanum stenotomum, 648 nucleotides long. RefSeq names its product probable leucine-rich repeat receptor-like protein kinase At1g35710. The coding region runs from base 1 to 648 and encodes 215 amino acids. Gene Ontology annotation, molecular function: protein binding. NCBI's taxonomy places the organism in Eukaryota, Viridiplantae, Streptophyta, Magnoliopsida, Solanales, Solanaceae. The record is from RefSeq and is a predicted model, not a curated record. The transcript is spliced from 2 exons.